AUGGAACAGUUUUCGACCGUCGUUAUGGCUGCCACUCGGUAUUUCUGUAGCGCAUCAACUUCUGGCACAUGCUCUGAAUUGUCUUUAGCGCCUAUUCCCGACGUAGCUCUUCUGGUUGUUGCUGCUUCUGCCGUUGCUUCUGUUCCUGUUGUUGCUUCUCUUGUUGCUGCCUUAGUUGUCGUUAUCCUUGUUGCUACCCAUUCCUUCCUCCUUGUCCGAUUAGUAGUAAUUUCUACUUAA
Molecule: messenger RNA, 240 nt
Organism: Enterobius vermicularis (human pinworm)
Lineage: Eukaryota; Metazoa; Nematoda; Chromadorea; Rhabditida; Oxyuridae
Source: the annotation of a GenBank genome assembly